AUGACGUUGAGUUCCAGCCUGGACCUCGUUGAACUCGAGAAGUCUUUGAGGAUGGCCGACGCAGAUAACGCUACUCGCGCUCCUGAGAGCGACGCCCAGGAGACCCCUGCGGCCAGCGACAACAUACAAGCUCCAGCCCCAGCUCCAGCCGCUGAAGCUCCAGUCGUAGGCGAACAUUGUGUUUCUGACAGACCAACCCCUUCGGGCCAGUCCUCCACAGGCGAAAUCAUCAAACUCAACGAUGUCGAUGUCUAUGUUUCGAAACCCACCGACUACCCCCAUGCCCCUUCACGACUCCUUCUCCUCCUGACCGGCGGUACGGGAAUCAAAUCUACCAACAACCAGAUCCAGGCCGAUAAGUUUGCAUCGGAGGGCUAUCUUGUCCUCAUGCCAGACCUCUUCGCUGGCGACACAGCUCCUGGGGCCACAGCUAUUACAGAUGACUCCACAUCCAUCCUCGAGCAGUUCAAGUUGAAGGCCGUCGAAGUUACAAAAUCAUUUCUCAUUGACAUGUGGCUAGCCCGCGUCACAGAUGAAAGGGUCAUGCCCAUCCUGUACAAAGUGAUUGAUGCUGCGCGGGAGCAGUACGCGGAUACGAUCAAACAGGGCGACGGAAUCUAUGCCGCAGGAUACUGUGUUGGUGCACGAUUUGUUCUUCUGCUUGCUAAACAAACGAAGACCCCUGAAGGAGAUGCAGAGAGCGGUGGUGUCAAGAAUGGUCCUUUUAUUAAGGCCGGUGCUUUGGCACAUGCUGCUUCUGUUACACCUGAUGAUUUCAAGGACAUCAGUGUUCCUCUCAGCUUAGUUUGUGUGGAAAACGACCCUCUCUUCCCUGACAGCGUUCGGAUAGGGGGAGAAGACAGUUUGUCUGACGCAAACGUCGAGCAUGAGGUUCAAGUUUAUCCAGGAGUUCCGCAUGGAUUCGCGGUUGUAGGCGAGUACCAAGAUUCAUCAAUCAAGGAUGCUCAAGCCACAGCCUAUGACCAGAUGAUCAACUGGCUCAAGGCUCAUUAA
This is a messenger RNA of Fusarium subglutinans, 1014 nucleotides long. Its product is annotated as dienelactone hydrolase. NCBI's taxonomy places the organism in Eukaryota, Fungi, Ascomycota, Sordariomycetes, Hypocreales, Nectriaceae. The record is from RefSeq and is a predicted model, not a curated record. The transcript is spliced from 5 exons. Gene Ontology annotation, molecular function: hydrolase activity. The coding region runs from base 1 to 1014 and encodes 337 amino acids.